Messenger RNA from Magallana angulata, 5246 nucleotides. RefSeq lists its product as uncharacterized. NCBI's taxonomy places the organism in Eukaryota, Metazoa, Mollusca, Bivalvia, Ostreida, Ostreidae. The transcript has 18 exons. Bases 34 to 3888 code for a protein of 1284 amino acids. The record is from RefSeq and is a predicted model, not a curated record.
GGGCGCCGUGACAUUAAAGGACCUGCCGGGCAGAUGGAAGAUCAGAAGAUGAAGCUGCAAACGUUAGUUGUCGUGUCCCUGGUUCUCUUCAGCUUUUUCGAACCGACAAAGUCUUCGACAACAACAGAAACAACUCAAGAAACAACAACAUCUGAAGCAACAACAGGAAAUAACAUGACAACAACGGAUCAAACAGAAACAACAACAUCAGGAAAUAACAUGACAACAUCGGAUCAAACAGAAACACCGACAACAACAGGAUAUACUACGACAACAGCAGAUCAAUCAGAAACAACAACAACAACAGGAAUUGUCAUGUCAACAAUAGGUCAAACAGAAACCUCAACAACAGGAAAUGUCAUGACAACAACGGGUCAAACAGAAACAACAACAUCAGGAAAUAACAUGACAACAACAGAUCAAACAGAAACAACAACAUCAGGAAAUAAUAUGACAACAACGGAUCAAACAGAAACAACAACAACAACAGGAUAUACCAUGACUACAGGGAAUGGAACAGAAACAACAAAGGAAAACAACAUGACAACAACAGAUCAAACAACAAUAGUAUAUACUUCGACAACAGCAGGUCUAUCAGAAACCACAACACCAGUACAUACCAUGUCAACAGCAGAUCAAACAGAAACCACAACAACAAGAGUUGCCAGGAUAACAACGGGUCAAACAGAAACAACACAAGAAUAUACUACGACAACAGCGGGUCAAACAGAUACAACAACAUCAGCCAUGAGUAGUACUUCAGAUGCAACAACAGCUAUGUUAACGACAACAACGAGUAAUGCGGGGAUAACAUCACAGGGUACGAUGUCGAGUUCUGCUUCCACGGAUGUUUUGUCUACAACAACCAAUACACAAACACCUACAUCAGUGUCAACGGGGACGUCAGCAACAACAAUGAACGAAACCAGUACGGCUGGCGACAACCAGACAACAAUAUCAACAACCAGCACCGAUCCGGGGACGUCUUUUUCCAGUUCCUAUCAAUCGACAACUAGUCCAACAACAACAAGUUCCUACCAAUCGACAACAAGUCCAGUAUCAACGGUCAUCACAACUUCAUCGGACACCAGUACUACAGCGGAAACUGUGACCGUCACAAAUUCAACUGCAGCUAGUUCUGGACUUACAUCAACUUCUGAUAGCACAACAUCCACGGUACCUGAUUCAACAACAACGGAUCCGAUGUUUAAUGAUACAACCAGCUCGGCAUCUAUGACGUCAUCACAAUCACCUGAAACAACAUCUUCCGUGGGAAUCCCCAGUAACGUGUCAGUUUCCCCGGAAGUGGUGGCUGUUUUGGGUAUGUCUGAUGACGGUUCCCGCCACGAGCCGCACAUGGUCUGCGUGUUCCCUGAGCCCGGAAGUAACCUGUACUUUCUGAUUAAGUGGUUCAUCAACGACAGUCCGCUGACCACGACGUCCUACGGCGCAGUCCUCCACCCUAGUAUUAACACCACAGCGGCGCUACGACCACAGCACUGGUCCAGCAACUACAGUCUGAACAUGAAUGUGAAAUGCAGUGUAAGCGCCCAGUAUCUCGUUGAUAGUGGCCCAAGCCCCGCAUCUACAAGUCCGCCCUUCCUCGCAGGAGUAACGGUUAGCAAUACCUUUCUAUCGAUCGAUGAGGGAGAAUCUACGGCAAUAACUUUGACGAGCUCUCUUCCGGUUGGUUGUUCUGCUUCACUCACAGACGCUCAAAAGGAGGCUCAGUGUAAAGCUGAUUUGCAUAUAAUCACCAGUGAAUGGAGCUGGUGUUGGAAUGGCGUAAAGUACCUGGGCGUGGCUUUCCCUGACAACGGAUGUCACGUGACAAUUCCCUACAAGUACUGGGACCAGCCAGUUUACCUGAAUGUUACCGGGUAUGUCGACAGCAUGAAGAAUUGGUGGGGACGCUACUCCAGGAUUAAAUUCAAAUCUACUACCAACCCCACAGACACAUCGAACGCGUGGAACAAUGUGAAAGUUACUGAUACCGUGUCGGUAUCCGUUUGGGACAAUACUCCCUACAGCUCCACUGGGGGAAUCUGUGGAGGCUUCAACGAUCCCCACAUGGUGACCUUUGACCGGCGGUACUGGGAGAAUCAGCGAGUGGGGGAAUUCGUCAUGUACCAGCACAAAACUAAACCCUUAGCGGUGCACGCUCUGUAUUCCACCUGUUACCCCUGGCGCGCGGCCUGUAACUGUGGGGUGGCCAUAAGGUCAGGGAAAAAUCUGUAUGUGGUUCGAACCUGCAUAGAGGUGUCCCUCCAGAGGGUCUCCCUCCUCAGUUAUCCUUAUGAACGUUAUGACGGAUGUAGUCAGGAGGACGAAAUCACUGUACAAAAAAUGGGCACUAAUUACAGGGUUACGUUACCGAGCGGGACAGAGGUGUCGUUCUCCUUCAAUUCGUGGUCCCACUGGAUUGACUACAUACAGAUCGUCGCUUCAUCUACUGACCUUCAAAACACAGAGGGCAUAUGUGGUUACUAUGACUACGACCGAAGCAACGACUUCAUACCUAAGAACGAGAAUACUCCCAUCAGCGAUGAGAAGCGUUUUGCCCUGUCCUGGCGGGUCACCAUAGGUUCAUCAGACAGCCUUUUCAAGAAAAAACCUGACGUCAUCUAUGGGUCCUCGUCUGGCGGAAGCUCCCCGCAGAGCCUUCAGAGGUACUGCACGUGCUCCUCCUACUUCCAGUACUACGACCAGUGGUACAACGUUCCUUUUGAUCCAAAUUAUGCAAAGUGCAACCUUGACGCCCCCACAGAGCCGUGCUCCGAGAAGAGCGGGCAGACCGUAAACGUCUGCUCGUCAAGUAGCAGACGACGGAGAAGCACAGCUGAAUCCGAUGACGUCAUCGAUGAAAUAGAAUUCAGUGUUGAUCCUGCAUUUGAUGAGAGUAUCGAACUAAAUGUUACCGACUGGGUGGCCCCAUGGAGUGAAGAAAAUGCUACCAGAUUUUGCAACGAGUCUUUUACUCAAGACAUCGCUGUGUCCACUUGCAUCGAGAAAGUGAACACCAGCGUCAGCGAGUACAUAGCCAGCUGUGUAGAAGAUAUCAAGAUGAUCGGAAACGCGGACUUUGUGACGGCCACCUUGGAUACCUUGAAAAAGGAAUGCGUGACCACAGCAUCACGUGAUUCGUCCUUCAGUAACACUACCUCUAACGGCGGAGAAAACAUUCUGGAUUUGUUAAAAUCUCUGGUUUGUCCCAACAACUGUUCUGGUAAUGGCGUCUGCGCAAAUGAGACCUGUUCCUGUAACACUAACUAUAUGGGUGAGGAUUGUUCCAAAGAGCUGUCCCAACCACCGACCAAUUUCACGAUCCCACAGACUGGAGCCUGUGACACUAGUGCUCGAGCAUGUCAAAAAACCAACUUGUAUGGGGUCUUUCACAGCGAGACUAUCUACGCCAAGUGUAGCUAUUUCAAGGGAACACCUAGCGGCAAGGAGAACAGUACUUAUUCAGUUCUGGCUGAUGUCCAAUACAGACAUGUCAACCUCAUCACAGUCACCAUCCCGAGUCCGCCAUCUUCGCGCAGGCGCAAACGCUCUGCCAGUGGUGAGGUUCAUGGGUGGGAGAUCCAGUUGAGUUACGACAACCAAACGUACGGAGAUUCUGCCGUCAUUCUACUGUUUGACAGCACCAAGACAUCAUGUGACACGACCACUUUAGUGUGUGUCAGCAAGGUAACAGCGGCAGAAUCUGAGCCGGCGGACAACACCGGUGUCAUUGUUGGAGGCGUGGUAGGGGGCGUGGUCGCGCUGGCUGUCAUCGUAGGAAUAAUCAUCUACAUCAAGAUGUACAAAAGGGUGAAAGGACGGGUCGGUUCGAGUGAAAACGUACGUAACAAGGACUCCGACCCCUUAACAAGCUCUUCACCUUAAUCAGGGAACUAAGGAAGGAAUGGACCAAGGAGAGUAAUGGGUUUAAGCAUUUCGUUAUCUGAAAGAGAUUGUGAUAAAAAAAUAUUUUGUGAUAUUUUUUUUAAUUGAUCAUCGGAACAUUAGACUUAACCGAAUGUCGACAACACUGCAAUUCUGUGGCUUCAUCAUCGCAAUUCUUGUGUCAUGUACCUCCUCUGAACCUCAGAGCAUGCGCACUAUCCGUCCCAUUUUUUGCUGUGAUAUUAAUAAGUUUUUGUCAUUAUUACCAUAUUCUUAGAAUAUAUGUCUACGUCUUUGUGCCAACAUAUAUUCGUCCAAGGAACUGUGAUUUUUCUCUUCAAAUGUUGAUUUUUUAAGUCUGAUGCAUAUUUUUUGUAAUUAUUUGUAAAUUUAAAGAAAUUUGAAUUUGCAAAGGGGGGGGGUCCGAACCACCUAACCUUCUCUGGAUCCGCGCAUGUACAUUGUUAUCACAUUGUACAUGGAUUAUACUUAGUGGAUCUACAUGUAGGAAAUAAUUGCCAUUUUAAAGUAACUUUCUACACCUUAAAAUUAAUUCAAGCAUAUGUAAUAUGUAAAUGGUGAUUGAAAUAUAAUAGAACACAUGUAAUCUCAACGAUCUAUGGUGUCAGUAAACUCGGCUGUCAUUUAUAGAGACGAUUUAGUGCCAGGAACUUUGUCGAAUUUUUUUUUUUUGGUAUUGUCGAAUCGAUAUGAUUUAACGAUUAUCUUCCAUUAGUUCAUAUCAAAUUGGUUAUCAUGUAAGUUUGAACGCUUUAUUUAAUCCUACAACAAUAAAGAGCUAGAGCCAAGAAGCAUCAAAAAUUGCCCUAUUAUAAAAAAUCACCAUAUUGUGGUGAAAUAUUGUGUAUAAUCUUAGCUUUUCAUAAUUACCCGUUUUUCUUUUGUCGUUAUCUAUUAUACUUUUUUAUAAACAGAGUGAACAAUAUGACACUGUUUUGAUGAAAAAAUGUAGAACAUACGUCAUUUUUGUUAAGUAACGUCAUGAAAUGAUAAAAGUACGCAUGACUUGAAUUUAAUAAAAUAAACAAAAAAAAAUUGUCUUGUAGACUCAAAGCACGUGAUAACGUUUAUAUUUGUGCUCAUGACGCAUGAUUGGCUAUAUGAAUUCAAAGGAAAUUAAACGUCGCAGAUUUCCAAUGCAAACAUAAGGGGAAAUAUAAAUUGAGUGUAAAUAUCAGAAGAUGAUUAUGAGACGUGGAUCUACCACUUACCCUCUUUAAGACCUCCACAUUUAUAAAGUAUAUACGUGUUUUUAUGUAUUUUUGAGUUGUUUUGUAAUUUCAAUUAUUUCAUCUCUUUAUAAUCAAAGUUUUUAUUAAAUAAUUUCAUGCUUAAAA